Messenger RNA from Daphnia pulicaria, 5355 nucleotides. RefSeq names its product chaoptin-like. Lineage: Eukaryota; Metazoa; Arthropoda; Branchiopoda; Diplostraca; Daphniidae. The record is from RefSeq and is a predicted model, not a curated record. Bases 252 to 5057 code for a protein of 1601 amino acids. Gene Ontology annotation, molecular function: protein binding. The transcript is spliced from 7 exons.
CCUGGUCUGGCGGAGGAGUCGGUAGUCUUCAGCUGGCAGCCUUACCAGUUAGUUCUGAACAACGAAUACCUCUGUGUUGUGGGUGCUCGCCUCGGUUCUUCUUCUUCAUAUUGCCGUACAAUCUAUACACUCAUUCUUGGUGUGUUUUUAUUUCUCUCGAAAUACGGAAAUUUACCGAGUAAUGUAGAUUGGCUGCAAGAAUUCAACAUAGACAAAAAAGGAUUAAAAGAAAUUUGCAUCAGGUCCGAGAAAUGGGGAAAAUGUCGCCGCUGUGCUCCGCGCUCAACAUGUUACAGUUUAUUAUGGUCUUAUUCACUUGGAUCUUACUCGAUUCGGUUCCCAUGAUGAGUUGCGACACUCUGAAGCCAACGGAUCCCUUCAGCGAUGCCCUGCCACACCUCGAUAAUGACGACUACACCAGUGACAAUCCAUUCGAGAGGCCGUGCACGGAGGCCAAGCGCGGACUAGACCUACCGUGCACUUGUUCCAGCGGUCCCGACAACGGGACCCACAUCAAUUGUGACCGAAUGGUCUUCCCCGGUGACUUUCCGGUACUUCCCUACCGUUACCGCAUUCACGGCUUCUCACAGCGACUCACGGGAUACCAGGCUUUCCCGGCCCAACUUUUCACGGCCAGCGAUGUGCCCCUCAAGCGACUGGACCUGUCCCAAAACGGCGUGGUCUUGAUCACGGAAAAGCUGCUGGACGGGAUUGGCGACACGCUGGAAGAGAUCAACCUAAGUCAAAAUUUGCUGGGCGAUCAGCUCAACCCCAUCUUUUCUACCACCGAGUUCCACAAUUUGAAGCAACUGAAACGUCUAGACCUCAGUGACAACGAUCUGAAAGCUCUGGACGAUUCCAUUGUUAAAGGAUGCGAUAAACUCCAGGAUUUGCGACUGGAACGAAACAGCCUGAUGCGUGUUCCAAGCGGCACCUUGAAGGAAGUCAAAACCUUGCAGCGUUUGAAUCUAGAACACAACAAUAUUGGUGCGAUUGGAAAUGAGGCGUUUGUUCAACAAACGUCGUUACGUUCGUUGAACAUGUCACACAACGUCAUUGCCAAUAUCGACAUGACCGCUUUGAAGGGUCUGUCGCAACUUCAAAAAAUGGAUCUGAGUUACAACAAAAUAUCUCGCCUUUCAGAAAGACUCUUUUCAGAUGUAUCAAUGCUGCAAGACGUUGAUUUAAGUAACAAUUUCUUGUCUUCCAUUCCAACGUCAUUGACCGGCUUACCCUCUCUCAAGAGGCUAUCGUUAUCGGCCAAUCUUAUCCAGAACCUGGAUAGCGGAGCGUUAGGAGAACUUCCAAGUUUAGAGUAUUUGGACGUCUCUAGAAACAACAUUGCCGAAUUGCCCAAUGGCACUCUGUCACGAAUGAGCCGUCUGAAAACCCUGCAGUUUAGUGUUAACACGCUUCGCAAGGUGGAAGACGAUGCUUUCCGAGGACUGGAACAGCUGGAAGACCUCUACCUGGACGACAACGGCAUUCUGGCAGUGCCUCAGUCAGCCCUGCGCCACGUAACGAAAUUGCGCCGGCUGUCGCUCUCCUUCAACCGAAUAGCCGUCGUUUCAGGUCAGCUCUUCGGUUUCACCACCGAACUGCAGCACCUGUCGCUCUCUUACAACGUCAUUAGGGAACUACCGGAAGAGGCUUUCCUGCCGAUUAAGUCGCUGCGACGCCUCGAGUUGCGUGGCAACCAGCUCACCGCCGUACAGGCCAGCACUUUCCGCAGUCUGGCGUCGUCUCUGCAAGAACUGGACCUCGGUCGCAACCGGAUCAACGAACUCGAAGCGCUGGACCUUCCCCAAGUCCAAACUUUGAAAUUGGACUACAACAAUUUGACGUCGCUCAAGCGCGGCCAAUUCUCCAAGAUGACGCAACUCAUCGCCCUCAACGUCAGUCACAACGGGAUCGAUCUGGUGCCCAGUGGGAUUUUCCGCGGUCUCUACCGACUUCGCCAGAUCGAUUUGCGCAGCAACAACCUGGCCACCCUGGCCGUUGGCAUCUUUGACGGAUUGGCCAACCUGCGAGCCGUCUACCUGCAAGACAAUUUGAUCCAGCUGAUCGACUCGCGCACUUUCAGUCAGCUGCCGCAGCUGCGACUGCUCCAGCUCGGCCGCAACCAAAUUUCUGAAAUUCGCACCAACGCCUUCGACAAUUUACCGCAGCUCAGGAAAAUUGUGCUGGCCAACAACCAACUGGAGAGCGUGCCAAAGAGUCUCUCGCGAACGACAAAUGCCACCAUGCCGGUCGAGGUUCUCGAUCUGUCCAUCAACAAACUAACGGCCAUUUCAAGUCGAGAUUUCUUCUAUUGGUCGAAAUUGGAAUACGUCAGUCUGGCGCGUAACAAGAUCGUUUCGAUUGACGAGCACGCAUUCCAACAGCAAUCGUCCACUUUGAAAACGCUAGACCUGUCGCGCAACAAACUCAAGGUGCUACCAGCUGGCCUGGUCACUAGAGCCGUCAAGCUACGAGCCAUCGACGUCAGCCGCAAUUUGCUGGACAGGAUGAGUGCGACAGUUUUCCAGAAUUCGUCACAACUUCAGACCAUUAAUCUGAGUUACAAUCGACUGCGAUCGCUGCCCGAAAAUCUCUUCCACGGUCUGACUCGACUCCAUUUAAACUUGGAACACAAUCGGCUGAAUUCUCUGCCGUCGGGCAUAUUCGAUCGCUCCAAACUUCACGGAUUGCUGUCCAUCCAUUUGGGACACAAUUUCUUCGAAGAGGUGCCCAUAGAUGCGCUGCAGAAGCAGUUCUUCCACCUGGAAUACCUCAACUUGGCCAACAAUCGACUGCGCGUCAUCCCGGCCGACACCAACAUUCUCGUCACCAUCAAAACGCUGGACCUGUCGUUCAAUCCGCUGACGGAAGAGUCCGUUCACAAUGUGCUCAGCGAGCCCAAGAAAGUCAAGGAUCUCAACAUGGCCGCCACUGGCAUUUCCCGGAUACCCGUCCUGGAGACUCCGUUCCUGCGUCGGCUGAAUCUCUCCUCCAACAAGCUGGACAGCCUCAACGAAACUGUUUUCCAGCGGCCCACUUUGCUGGAGAUGCUGGACCUCUCCAACAACCAAAUCGUGGGCAGCAGCGCCGGGGGUCUACCCAACAGCAUCUGGUCGCGGAUGAUCUUUCUCAAGAAACUGAUCCUGUCGGGCAAUCCCAUCAGCCAAAUUGUCAAGGGCGAUCUGUCUCAUUUGUCGUCGCUGGAAGCGCUCGAGCUGGUCGAUUUAGCCUCUUGCACUAGGAUCGACAGCCAGGCAUUUUCUAGCCUGCCCAAUUUGCGCAAUCUCAAACUGUACGGCCUACCGCGCCUCGAGUCGCUCCAGUCACGCAACAUCCUGCAGCACAUCACGACGCUGGAGCGAGUCAACAUUGAAAUCACUGAGCCGACGCUGCAGGAUCAACUGGCUCCCGCUUUUCUGCCCAGAAUUCGUGAAAUCUACGUUCACGGUCGCGGAGUUUUGCGAUCCAUUUCACCGGCCACGCUAGCGGGAUUGACCAGUCCUCAGAUUCUCUUCGCUCUCCACGACACGGCCGUCACCAGUUUGCCCGCUUCGCUCCUCUUUCCGGUGCCCAUGUCAACUGAGCUGACGCUGGAUUUGUCCGGCACCAAGCUGCCGGUUUUCAGCCCGCAAUUCUUGGCCGCCGCCGAUAAUCACCGCCAGUUCCUGGAGCUGCGCGGCUUGCGCCAGAAUCCCAUCAUCUGCGACUGCAACGCCCGGCCUUUCCGCCGAUGGCUCAAGGCUCACGUGCCCCAGAAGGGAUUCCGUUCGCGACGCAGGCCGCGUCAAGUGCCUCUUUUAGACGAUUCGUCGAGUAUUCUGGUUCGAGUGUCGGCCAGCAGUAGCCUCGGCCGGCCAGCUGUUCAACGCAACGAAACCGUCUCACCAGUCACCACCAACCAGCAGGCCAACGACUUGGUGGCGUUCAAAUUUUCCAACAUUGAACCAGCAGAGAUCAAGAACACGACGACAAUUCCGCCGACUCAACGGCCGCGUAGUAGUAGUACUACUACCCCCAUUGCUGUGUCGCGGAGUACACAAGAAUUAUUACCGGCCACAGUUUCAGAUGGGGAGGUGUUUGUCGUUACCUUGGGCUAUGAGGACAUCCAGAGCGACGACGAGAGCGACCUCAACCAACAUCUCAAAGACGAGGUGAUUCUUAGUUUGUCGCAAGAAUUGGCCGAUGUCCGGUGUAGCGGCCCGUCGGCUCUCAUGGGCAUUCGUCUAAUUGACAUGGCCGAGGAAGAUCUGAGCUGCGACGGACUCGGUCGUGGUGAAGUGGUCGUUCCAUCUUCCGAGACUGAAAACACUCUCAAAGAUACCAUCGAUGUGGUGGUGGCGGCCAGACCUAGUCGCCCCCUAUUUACACCGGCGUACUCUUCACCGGUGCCUAGUGCCACCACUAAUCUCACAGAGGGCGAGCCGGAAAUCAUUUGGUACAGCGAGAACGAAGAUUUGCAUACCAGCAGCGAUGCCAACAUGCGCAGCAACAUCGUCAAUAAAGAUCGUCGAUAUCCCGAGCUGAAAUACGGCGGCAAUGCUCGGGCGGAAAGCGCUGCCGGCAAUCCCGGAUUGCAUCACAUGGACGCUGUGAUUAUCGGAAUUGUGGGAGGUGUCGUGGCUUUCGUGGCUUUAUUAAUCAUCAUUAUAUGUUUGGUUCGACUCCGAUCGGCUGCGCCGUAUCGUGGUGGGCCCAUGGCCGGAGCCUUGGCCAUCAGGCAUGAUAAAUGUACUUGUGUGGGUCCUAGUAGCGGGCAUCCCAUGUUGUGCCAUUGUUUGCCGGGCUAUCCUGGUCAUGCCUUGCACGGUCCACCGUCCCUGCAGUCUCUUACCGGAAUUCCGGCUCUACCUUCGUUGCCGUUACCUUUACCGCCCUGCCCUCCGUCGAGCAGCCGUGGUGUUACUGGGCGCAGUUCCAUCUACAGCGUGCCCAUUCCCAGGAAAAUCGGAUCGCCGCCGCAGCACCAUCCGCGCUCGACUCUAGGUCUGGCCAGUCGCUCCAGCUUUUAUCCACCGACACCUUAUUACGUCACUUUCCCACCCGAAUCGGAGACUUGAUUGAUGCUAGAACCUGGCGAAUCAUUUUUUCAAAAACAAUUACAACUCUGUGAGUGAAUGAAAAUAUGUUUGAGUGUUGACAUUCGUUUUGUAAUAUUUUUACAUUAAAUUUGUUGAUGGAGACAGGUGGAUGUUGGGAAUUUUGUUGCUCAUUUGAGUGUCCUUAACAAAUGUGUACAUGCAAUUGUUACUUCGUGCGUCGUCAUGAAUGAGAGAGGAAACUGCUGUGUGAUCGUUUGUAAUCAUUUUGAAAAUUGACAUCUAUGCUCAUGCUUGUAAAUACACUGCAUCCGUUCAG